AUGGCGGGUAUUGCUAAGUCAUCUCUCUGACUGUAAACAAUAGUUCUCUCGAAUGAAGAUUUACCAUGAAUAAUAGAACUGAGCCCGAAGGAAGCAGCGAUGCUGAUAAGUCGAGGAAACCACGGACACAGCAGCAAAAGAACUCGGAAUUUUUUGCAACACUGGAACAGCUUGAGCAGAGAAUUUCUGCCCUGGAAAAGGAUAGAAACACUCCACUUUACAGUCGACGCAGCGAGUUUCGUAAAGACUACUGUGAACUUGAAGAAGUGGAUUUGAAGGGAACAAAUGAAAGAAAAUCAGAGAAAAGUAAACUGAAGCAGCAGUUGGGUAAAAUCAGGGCAAAUGUAAACAAGUUCCAGAGAGACUUGCAAGAUGUGAAACCAUCACCAGAGUUUGUGGAAAAACUCAAAGAAAUAAUGGAGGAAAUUGAAAAUUCUAUGAUGACAUUCAAAGAACAGCAGAGAAAAAUCUAUGAUGAGCUGAUGCAUGAAGAGCGAACAUGCCUACAAGAAGUAGCAGCAAUGGAGAAAAAGUUUGAUUCUUGGUCACAGUUGCCUGCACCUGCAACAGCUGCUGUUGAUGUAAAGAAAGCAGCUGGGGCUAUUACAGUUUCACUGCCACCUGCAGUCGCAGCAUUUGAGAGAUUCUUGGCACAGACUGGUGGACACAGUGGAGGUUGGGAUGACUAUGAUCAACAACUCUUCUUAAAGCUUAAGAGCAAACACAAGAACCAUGAAGCUUUCAUGCGAGCUGCAGGAUCAGAGAUUCCUGGAAGAAGCAUUGAUGAUGUGCGACAGCAUGAUGAAUGGUACAGCGAAUACUUGAUACUCAAAGAAAGUAAAAAGAAAGCCAUCCAAGAAUGGAAAUACAACAAAGAGGCAAAGAAAGAUGACUUGUUAAAAGAUGAUGAAGAUGAAUUGGAGGAGGAAGAGAAAAUAAAGAGAAGAAAAGAAGAACAAAUAGAAAAGGAGAGAGAAGAAAGAGUCAAGCAGUUAAAUGAAUGGAAGGUACAGAAGGAAUUAGAGAAGGCAAAGACAGAGGAAGCACGGCUCAGAUUAGAAAUGAACAAAGCCAGGGAGAAAGAGAGAGAGGAAAGGAAAAGGCUGGAGAUUAAAGCACAAGUGGAAGAGUACGCAAGACAAAAAGCAGAAGAACACGCUAUUUUACAAGCAGCACGACACGCGAGACAUCACCAAGAAAAAGAGGCAAAUAAAAUAACCGCGGAAGAGGCAGCGAAAAUACAAGAAAGGAGCCAAAAGAUGUUAGAUGAACGAAAAGCCAAGUUGAAAGUGAAGGAGGUUCAGAAACAAGAGAAAGAAAAAAGGCUCCAGAAACUAAAAAGUCAGGUUGAAGUGAAUGUAUCUCGCGACCCAUCUCGACUGUACAAACUUACUGCUGGCUGGGAACAGAGAAAAAAAGAAGGGCCUGGGACGGCUGGACAUGGGCCCAGUCUUCAUAUGCCACACAGGGCAGUCCCAUCAUGGCGGCAGGGAUUAUCAUGACAGCUAGCUACUCUACAGAACACUCAUCGCCAUUCUGAAGCCCAUGGACUUACGUUGUUUUGCAUUUUUGAUCCUUGUUCAACAUGUAUUACAACUACCUUUCCGUCAUCUUUAAAACGAAAAUUUUCGAUGGCUUUAUCAUCUGUGGAAUGUGAUUCCAUUCUCAUAUCGGGUAAGCUUAAAUUCGCUAAAACGUGGUCAAGAAAGAGCCUGAAGAACAACCGUCAUCUGUUAGUGAGGCGCGCGGAAGCGCGAGGCAAGAGACCCUAGCAAGGUCAUUUUGUUCGCGCUCCUCCCCUCACGCGUCUCUCCCCUCGCGCUUACCCACUCCCGCCAUAUGUUGAUAGCUCCCACAGCUUAUCAACAUGUGAACGUUAAUCUUGUUAAUUGCGUUAAGAGGGGCACUGUUAUUUCACUUGCACCUCGUAAAAAACUGCAUUUGAUAUAAACAUCUCCUGGAGGCCGUGAGUCUUCCAAAGCUUGGAGGUGGGAAACAACCGAGUUGAUAGUGUACAGUUUUAAAUGAAAUUGUGAAUAAAAUAAUUAUUUAUGUGUCAAGGGGUUUUAGAAAUAAUUCUAUACUAUAGAGAAA
Pocillopora verrucosa is the source of this 2094-nucleotide messenger RNA. Its product is annotated as coiled-coil domain-containing protein 112. The record is from RefSeq and is a predicted model, not a curated record. Lineage: Eukaryota; Metazoa; Cnidaria; Anthozoa; Scleractinia; Pocilloporidae.